AUGCGCGAUUACGUCAGCGUCUUAACCAUUGUGAUUAUGACAUGCAUCGGUUUAGCCGUAAUUAUACCAAUGUUAUGCUUAUGCGCUUGUCUUACUCGAUUCUGUUACGUUGCCUGUCAACAAAAAGAACCAGAGAAGAAAAAAUGCUCAAGAAGGAGAUACCAAGUGGAGAAUAGAGAACCGAAAAGUGGCACGUCACAGCAUCCCGUGACUGACUCGACGACAGUCGUCAAUGUGUCCAGAAAUGAACGACAGAUUACAAAGGGACAAGUAUGUCUUUCGUUACUACCACAGUUCACUGUUAUCGUUGGAAGUAUUGCUUCAAGAUUCCUAUUCUCCACGAAUCAGAACGGAGAUAAUCACCAGUCACCAAAUCGAGCAUUUGGAAGGACGCAUUACACGAGUCCCACCCCACCAGUGCCGCUUGAUUACAGAACGGCUUUCCACAAGAGAAAGAGUACUGAUCCGCCAGUGUCAGGAAACAAUAUGCUGUCCUCGGUAUAUCGUCUAGUACUAUUAGUUGUACUAGCAAAUCUGUCGGGAGUGCAGGAUGGAGGACUGCGUGCAUCGGUCAUUUACCCGGCUUUCAUUCCGGAAUGA
Molecule: messenger RNA, 600 nt
Organism: Acanthocheilonema viteae
Lineage: Eukaryota; Metazoa; Nematoda; Chromadorea; Rhabditida; Onchocercidae
Source: the annotation of a GenBank genome assembly